CCGAGUCCACAACGACCCCUCAUUUACCUUUGAUGGCCAACUCCACUAUCUAUCAAAUUGUAUAUGCCGUUGCAGCUCGCGCGAAUCCUCAUAAACAAUACUCACGAUGGCAAACGAGCCCUCAAUCUCAAUACGAAAGUCUAUCCGGUGGGGAGACGAUGCGGCCUUCGAGGAUACUAGUACUCUCGUCUUGACGACUGGUCCCAGACGUUACGUCGACCUCAGGGUAUACCUCCCCGAGAACCCUGAGGACGGAUUACCCAACGCCGACGACGUACCUGCACUAGACAGACUAGAAUGGGGAUUCGCAGGGCAAUCCAAAGGCACGCCCGCUAAAUGGGAUGGACCACGACUAGUGACGCCAGCGCACGGCACAUGGACGCACUGGGUCGACAGCCAGAAGCCGGACGGGUAUGAAGAUGAUGGGUUCAUGUACGACCAGCAUGACGGUCUGACGUGGGAGAAGGGGGUCAUGGAGUACCCCAAGACUGGGGAACUGACGCCGUAUGAGGAAGUUUGGGAGGAUUUUGCGCCGGCGAAGGAUGCGGCUGGGAAUAUGAUAGCGGUGACGCUGGUUUAUACUGAAACGGGGAAUAGCGCGAAGGGGAUGGUUAUAAGGGUGGGAGACUGGAUACAGGGUAUAUUGAGAGAUGCUGCAGGUGGCAUAACUGUCGAGAGGUGGCACUACGAGGAGGCAUCGAAAGCCACAGAAGGGUGGAAACGGGUGGUCCGCAUCGGGAGUGGGGAGCUACCUUGUCAGAGACUCUUUGCCUUGGACAACUCGACGGCUGUGGAGGGAUCAGGCUGGACUAUAUUGAAAGAUGAUAAUGUUUUAUAAUCAUGAUAGAAUUAAUUGCUGAAUGCCCGUUUCAUUGCUUGCAAGAGCCAGUUUUGAAACAUACAAUGCAAGCUCAGAGUGGCUAAUAAUAUAAAGCAAGCC
Messenger RNA from Pseudogymnoascus verrucosus, 940 nucleotides. RefSeq lists its product as uncharacterized. The transcript has 4 exons. Bases 107 to 838 code for a protein of 243 amino acids. NCBI's taxonomy places the organism in Eukaryota, Fungi, Ascomycota, Leotiomycetes, Thelebolales, Thelebolaceae. The record is from RefSeq and is a predicted model, not a curated record.